UUCCGGGCGCCUUGCGGAUGUCGCGUCACUCGCCCUUCCGCUGGCGCAGGCGCGAAACUUGGUCUGUUCUCGCUCUCUUCCGCCGGGCAGCAGCUGUUGAGUGUGGCUACCCCUAACAUCCCUGAAUAUGUAUGCCUGUGCAAAGUUCGUCUCUGCUCCCACUCUUGUGAAGAACAGCUCCUGGCUACUCUCCAGGCCCAUCUCUGCUUGUGUUCUGAACAGGCCUGAGGCUAGGAAGGAAGAGCCUCGCUGCAUCUCAGCUGCUCAGAAUGGACUUUUGCCAGUGUCGCGCCGGGCAUUCCACACUAGUUCUGUUUCCAGGGACAUUGACACUGCUGCCAAGUUUAUUGGUGCUGGUGCAGCCACUGUAGGUGUAGCUGGCUCUGGUGCUGGCAUCGGGACCGUAUUCGGCAGUCUCAUCAUAGGCUUUGCCAGAAACCCCUCCCUGAAGCAGCAGCUCUUCUCCUACGCCAUCCUAGGCUUUGCCCUCUCCGAGGCCAUGGGGCUGUUCUGCUUGAUGGUGGCAUUCCUCAUUCUCUUUGCUAUGUGAAAGAGCCAGACAGGGCACCCAUCAUGUUUCCCCUCCCUCCCUCCCUCCUGUGUUUAGUCCAGUGUGUAUGCUGACCUGUUUGUUCUGUAGCAGAUGGAGAAGCCCAUCUGUUAACCAAAUCCAUCUGGCUCAGAGGGGGCAAGUGAAUAAAUACUGUAUUGGUAUAUA
Molecule: messenger RNA, 718 nt
Organism: Varanus komodoensis (Komodo dragon)
Lineage: Eukaryota; Metazoa; Chordata; Lepidosauria; Squamata; Varanidae
Gene: ATP5MC2
Product: ATP synthase membrane subunit c locus 2
Exons: 5
Coding region: 128-550 (140 amino acids)
Biological process (GO): proton motive force-driven ATP synthesis; proton transmembrane transport
Molecular function (GO): proton transmembrane transporter activity
Source: RefSeq, a predicted model, not a curated record